AUGAGAAAGACCCCAAAUUCCAUGCCCGUUGUCAAGCAGCAGCUACCUGUCGCCACGGACCGCAAAGUAAUUCAUCAUGCUUCUGUUGCCGACGGAUACAAGAUCCGUUCUCGAUUCCUGGAUCGUCUCGGGAUCUCUCCCUUGAAUAGCAAUAGACAAAGCAAAUGCCGACGAGUUGCUGAUUGUUGUGUCUCUCCUUCCUCUUCUUCCGACAUGUUGGGUGCACCUCGCCAACAGCAACAGCGACGACGAACCACAAAGCAAGAACUUCUAAAGAAGGACCACGGUCAACCCGAUGAAAACUUGGGCCCUGCUUCCUAUUCCGAAAGCUCUUUCUCUCCCAAGACACGCGGGUUGUUCCGAAGACUGAGCAACAGCAAGUUGCAGCAAACCAAGACUGUGUCCUUUGCCAAUGCCGUCGAGGUCAUUUCCAUUCCUUCCCAUCACUCCUACUCGAAUCGCAUCAAGAACUCUUUCUGGACCAACUCGGCUGAAAUGAAGCAAAACUAUGCUCGGAAUGUGUUGGAGUUCUCGGCGGAGGGCUGGGAUUACCGACAGGUCGUCGAAGAAGAUCAAUUCUAUGUUACGGAACGUGGACGAGAACUUUUCUUGGUCCAUCCAGUCCAUCUCCUCCUUCAGCAGCAGCAACGAGAACGAAAUCUUCGCUGGCACUCCUUCUGCGCCGUCAUGUCUGCUCAAAAGCAGCAACAUGCCAUGCAAUACUGA
Seminavis robusta is the source of this 726-nucleotide messenger RNA. The record is from the annotation of a GenBank genome assembly. Lineage: Eukaryota; Bacillariophyta; Bacillariophyceae; Naviculales; Naviculaceae.